Messenger RNA from Paramuricea clavata, 9717 nucleotides. The record is from the annotation of a GenBank genome assembly. NCBI's taxonomy places the organism in Eukaryota, Metazoa, Cnidaria, Anthozoa, Malacalcyonacea, Plexauridae.
AUGAACACCCAAACAGACAUCGUUUACCUAGAUUUUGCAAAGGCAUUUGACACUGUUGACCACAAUAUUCUUCUCCACAAACUUAAACACUAUGGCGUAUCAGGACAGUUGUAUGCAUGGUUCGAAGACUAUCUGAGCGGUCGUUGUCAACGAGUUGUGGUAGAUGGAGUUGCGUCUUCCUGGGCACCUGUAACAUCUGGUGUGCCACAAGGAAGUAUCCUAGGACCUGUUCUGUUUGCGAUCUUUAUAAACGAUCUUCCAAAUGUACUACCAGACGAGACCUCGGCAGCAUUGUAUGCAGAUGAUACCAAAGUGUACAAAUCAAUUAAAUCGGAAGAUGACUGUCAAAUUCUGCAACACGCCUUGACCAGCCUUGAAUGUUGGAGUCAUGAUAACAACCUUGAUUUCAACCAGUCGAAAUGUAAGGUGCUGACCAUCACACGAAAAACGACUCCCCUCGUGCAUGUCUACCACAUGAAUUCAAAGGAACUCUUGCGUGUGGAUAAAGAGAAAGGCCUUGGUGUUUGCGUCAGUACCAACUUCAGUUGGGAUGUUCACAUCCACACAAUCACGGGUAACGCUAACAAGAUGCUCGGGCUGCUUAAACGAACUUGCCCUCUUUUGAGAGACAAAACAGUACGACGAACGCUGUAUCUCUCGCUUGUUAGAUCUCAGCUAUGUUACGCUAGUGAAGUCUGGUUUCCACACACUGUCAAACUCAAGUCUAGAGUUGAAAGCAUCCAAAGUAGAGCCACCGUGUGGAUACUACAAUCCAAGCAUGGCGAAAUGACAUAUCAACAACGGCUAAUGAAUCUCAACCCACUCCCUCUCUGCUAUGAAAGAGAGAUUUCUGAUCUGGUAUUCUUCUUCAAGGCUCUCUUUGGCAACACAGAUUUGGACGUCAACACCUUUGUCUCCUUUUCCAACAACAAUCGGACCCGACUCUGUCAAAAUCCCUCCCUCGCCCUUAAAGUCCCUCUCUGUAAAUCCAACACAUUCAAAGCAUCCUAUUUCAACCGACUAGUUAAAGUAUGGAACUAUACCUGUAAAUUCUACCUCCUACCACCUUCGCCAUCCUCUCCUCGUUUAAAAGAAACAUUAGAAGCAAAUAUAAACACUUGCUCGGAACAAUGUUCGACAUAGAAAUGCCAUGUACAUGGUCACUAGUGCGUGACUGUCCAUGUCAUAGAAUUUAGUAAAUAACUGUGUUUCAUGUGUUUGCUGUUUUGUAUUGUAUUUUGUUCUAUUUUAUUGUUUUGUAUAGUUUUAGAAUGGUAAGCACAUUGCAUGGGACUUUAUGUCUCGUUCGUGCUUGAUUUUGUCCAUUUGGGUAUUCUACUUAUUUCUAUAUAGAACUGUUGUGUUUAAAACGAUGUAGAAUUCUCAAUAAAAUUGUUAAGUGGUAAUGGUAAUGGAUUAUUAACACAUUCAGUAGUAGUUACGCUAAUUUACAAUGUGUUUACAAAUUUGGGUAUAAAAAGGUAUAUAUUCUAUAUAUUUACAUGUCAUUCAUUAAAAUCAAAGUUUUACUAAUCUAUAUCUAUUUACAAUAUGUAUAAAAACUACUAAUGCAUACCUAUUUGUAAAUUAACUGAUAAAAUUUUAAAAAUGAUGAUCCUAAUCAACUAAUCUAGAAUUAUAUAAGUAUAUACAGUAAACUAAAGGACUGUGUUUAAAACGUUCAGUUUUAGAGGGGAAAUUAUAUAAUUUCUGACCGUUAGUUCUUGUUUCUUUUUGCCUAAUGUAUUUUAGUUUCUUUGGUAAGAGGCUGUGAAGUUUAUGGUUUGGUUCCAGAAUAUUUUUAAUUAGAGAUACACAUAAUUCGUCCCUGCGUUCUUCCAAAGUUUGUAAUUUGUGUCUCAGUUAUUGCUUGGUCGUAGUCUAGGUUUGGGUAAAUUAUUCUAAGUACUCGUUUUUGAAUUCGUUCAAUGCUCUUUUUCUGCUCUUGGGUUAGACCUCCGUUCCAAAUCUCUGCACCAUAUUCUAAAAUAGGACGAAUUACCGAACAGUAAAAUGCUAACAAAUCAUCCAUGGGGGCACCAUAACUCUUCAAGAUCUUUAAUAAAUACAGACGCUUGGCCGCUUUCUUUGUAAUAUAUUCCGUAUUAGUUUUCCAUUUAAGAUCGCAAUCUAACCAUAUUCCCAGUAACUUAUAUGACUUCGUUCGAGAAAUAUUAUGACCACCAACAUAAAUUGGGGGUAUAGGGUUAUAUUUUUCCUAAAGUCAAUAAUCAUCUCCAUACACUUUUUAUAGUUUAGUUCCAUUCCUUCGUCCUUUGCAAACUGUACCACCUUGUCUACGUUCAUUUGAGUAUUACCGAUUGGGAUGCCACCUAAAUGGUCACUGACAUUGAUUACUUCCGAUAAUGUUGUGUCAUCCAUAAACAUCGCUACGUCCUGGUCUUCUACGGCAUUACAUAUUUGAUCUUGGUUAUUGGGUAUAAUAGACGUUGGUAAUUGGUUUAGUUUUAUUAUAAACGCAAUAUAGGACCCAACUUACUCCAUUGUGGAACGCCUCCAUUCAUUCUUUUACAAUCAGACUGUUCUCCAUGGAAAGACGUUACUUGUGAUCUGUUAUAAAGAUAUGUAACAAUGAUAUGUAACAUAUGCCAUUUAUGCAACAAAUAAAUCAAUAAACGCAUGUAUUGUAGAUGUUCCAGGCAGACCGCCAAAUUGACUGCUACUGAUUUUAUCAUAAACAUCCUCAUAAAUCCAAUCAUUAACGUAUGAUUCUUGUACCUUUGAUAAUGUACUCGUUAAUGAAAUGGGUCUUAAAAGGUCUACCCUAGAGCAGGGUUUACUUUUAGGAAUCCCACACCCCCUCGAAAUUUUCCAAAUAUCUGUGAAUACUCUGCAAGUAAAUGAUUCGUUAAAGAUGUAACAUAACGGCUCGGCGAAGUAGUUUGUGAAUGUUUUUAUUAUCUUUACAUUUUGGUCGAACGGACCGCUUGCUUUAUUCGGGUUAGGUUUACUUAACUUAUUUGCUACACUAUCUGCGGUGAUGCUCAGUAGUUGUUCUUCCAUUCCAACAUUAAACCAGCUAUCAUGUACUUCCGAGUAAUUACUAGUAAGACUAGUAAAAUAUUCGUUCAUCAGAUUAGCUGUGUCUUUUGAAUUUAGUGGGGUAUCAGACUGUGGGCUAUUUAGAAUAAAUUCCUGUUUACUCUGUCCAGUAAUGUUUUUUAUAUUUUUCCACCACUGCUUUGAAUUGGAACAACGAGCAGGUUUGAUUUUUUCACUGUAAUAUUUCUGCUUCUCUUUCCGAAUUUCUGAGGUAAUUUUAUUACGAAGCGAUCUGUAUUCUUCCAUUCUCCCAAGUUGGUACAUUUUAUUUCUGUUAGAUAUCAUUUGUUCAAUCCUCCCAGUCAUAAAGGUUUGUCAUCUUUAUGGACCUUGACAAUUUUUGUUGGAAAACAGUUAUCAAUCAUUGCAUUAGUAAUCGAUAAAAAGGCGUUCACUUUGGUGUUAAUACACGAGGCCUCGUAAACCGCUGACCACGUCUCUAGACCGAUACAGUCUUCAAACAAGCGCAACAUCGUUUCUUUAAUGGGUCUCACUGAAAUCUUUUUUUAUCUCAUUUUUACCUUGAGCUUGUUAUUUCGAUUUCCAUAUAAUAGCGCUGUGGUCUGAACAGCCAAUCGGUGCCAGAGAUACUGGUGUUUCAUAAAACGAAUGUGCAUUGGUCAGGAUUAAUUCUCAAAUUCAUUAAUAAUUCAUGGUAAAUUAGCCAAUGAUAAUCACCUAUUUGAUCACAAGAUGCCAUUUGGAUACUUGAUGAAAGUCACUAGUGUUUUCAUCAAAUAUCUUAAUUACGCAUGCAAAAUUACUUGAGUAGAAUUCCUAAUUACGUUAUGCUUGGUUAAGAAUUCUAUUCAAAUCAGCAAACGAAAACAUUCGGUUACGUCUCGAUUCAUUUGAGAAGCCAUAUAAACAACUCGAGCUCGUGUCUCACCGGGAUAUCCAAACACUCGAAAACAAUGUAUGAAAACACUUGCGCUUCGAGCUCGUGUUUUCAUACAUUGUUUUCUCGUGUUUGGAUAUCCCGGUGAAACACUCACUCUCGUUGUUCAUAUAUUACGUCUAGAAUUGCGUUACCUCUGGUUGGUGUUCUGAUUACUUGUUUUAACUUACAGUGAUUUUUAAGGACUCUUUCCUGAAAUCCAUUACUUAAGGGAUUAAAAUCCCCAGUGAUAAUAAUUGAUGUAUUUGGACUCUCGCUAAUAAGAGAAUCAUAACAAUAGCAACAAUAUUCAUAAAAACUUUCAACUGCUUCGGUAUUCAUCGACGGUGGCAAGUAUACACACGUAAGUGCAAGUUUUGAAAUUUUUCGUGGAAGCCAUUUUGGUCGGAGAGUAAUUCACAGACAUUCAUAAAUUAAAAAAAGUUUUACGCGAAAGACGACCAAUAGCCUCCUAUCAUAUCUACGUAUUGAAUAUUGAUUAAAAAUUCCAUUGCUAAAAAUUCGAACGGGUCAAAGCAUAUUCAUUUCACAGAUCUAAGUCUGGUAUACUUUAAUUUAGGGUUUUAUAUUUAGUUGCGGUAGUAAUCAUGUUUAGAAAAUCCUCCGCCGUCCGUCGUCCGCCGUCUGCCUUUUAUCCAUCCGCUUUUUAUCUACACCCUAGUUGUUACAUGUGUUGGAGACUGUUAUUGUUGUUGUUAUAGACACAGAAUUUUCCAGAACAUUCUAUAAAUAUUCAAUAUAAAUAUAAUAUCUCAGUCAAACAAUGACAACAAUCAACAGGGCCCCCCACACCAAAUAUGCCACCUCUUCCUCCGUUAAGUCACUGACUGGGAUUCGCUUAAUUUUGGAUUGGAUCGGAAUAUGGGAUUUGGGAUACUGAGAGUGGGCAUGAUAUAUACAAAAAUGGAAAUAAAAAACCAUGUAGCUAUAUACUAUUUUAAAGACAUGUGUACACUUGUAGUUUUACAUUUCAGUGUUUAAGUAACUUCAAGGAAAGCUACGGAACAACUUUUGAUUGAGAGUUUUGUAUAAACAUGUCCUAGAAGACUGGAUCCCCACUUAGCUCAAUCUCGUUCCCCGAGCCUGCGAUCCUCGGGAAGGAACGUGAGGCUCUGGGAAAAUCCUUCCAGGGAGGAAUCUGAUUGGCCGUUGAUAUGAAUGCGUUGAGUUCGGUCUUAGCCAGGAUUCCUGGCUUCCGGGAACGCAUUAUCCCAGAGUCUCACGUUCCUGCCCUAGGAUCGCAGGCUCAGGGAACGAGAUUGCAUGUGAGCUGAGAAUUAAUUAGCCUCCCCAAAAUGAAACCUGUUCUGCCGCCACCGCUGACUCAUGAUUAUGAAUCCUGAUCACGUAUUCUCAAUUUUCUUUUUUCAGGUGAAUGCUGGAGUGGACCAUCACCGGCAGCGAAUACUGAAUUUGAGAAACAUGGCUCUGGGGAAGCAUGCUAUGGACCUGGGUAUAAAAAAUGUACUAGCAAUUCUAAAAAUUGUGUUGGAGAUAACCAUCAUAACUUCGUCUAUGAAAUACGUAAGUGGAUAAAAUUUUGUGUAUUAUUUAAAACAUGUGCAUCAGUGUUUUAUCAGAUAUAUCUUUAGGUCUGAUAAAACACGCACUGCCAAGUGCGAAUGUUUUGAAUUGCUUCAAAAACCAUGGAUCUAGUAAGUUUAUUGGCAAAGUACAAGGCCGAAAGUUCGGUAUUACGGCUGGGGUGGGGGGGGGGGGUGAGCUUGUUUUGCCCGACCAAUAGGGAGUGCCCGACGUACGGACAUUCCGGACAAUAACCUUCCCUCCGUCGACAACUUUUUAGGGAAAAUUUUUUUCCGGUUGAAUACGUUUAAUUGCUUUUGUUGCAUGUUUUCCAAAUUUUUCCAUACAAAUUUUUGGUAAUUUGCCCAAAAGACAAAAAUUUUUCAGUAAUAUUUUCGUUAAUUUAUCAAAAUUGUUUCUACAACUAUUUCUUUUUGAUAAAUUAUGUAAAAUUUUUUGCGCGAUUACAUAUUUUUUCCCCGAGUAGAGUGUCGUUGAAAUUGUUAAACUUGCCCGACGAAACUACAAUAUUACAACCCCCCAACACCCCCCCCCCUCCAUACACCUAAUUUCGGCCCUGGCGAAGUAAUUUUCAAAAAAUACGUUGUGUUAGUCGAGACAAUCAAAGUUAAAGUUUAUGUAGUAAAUUCUAUCACAUGCACAUAAAGUUACGACACGCUUAUGAUUUCUUUUUGUGUUUUUCUCUUGAAUUAACAAGGUUUUGAAACACUUAUAUAUAAUGAGAAAUACAGGGUGUAUCAAAAAAAGCGCAACCUCGGAAUUUCCCAAGAAAUCCACAUUGUUUUAAAGACAAAAGAUUUUAGGCGCCUGGGGAUUUAAAAUAGCACAACUGUCAAAAUUACUGCACACGCGAGUGCAUAAAGCAAAAUUUAUGCAUUUAUUUAAUGCACAACAACAGUAAUAUGAUCUAUUAACAAUCCGAUUUCAAUUCCCAGGGGCCUAAAAUAUUUUAUGCUUAAGAAUUGCAAAGUGAUUUCUUAGGAAAUUCCGAGGUUGCGUUUUUUUUAUACACCCUGUAUACCAGCAAACUGAAUUGUAUAUAACAAAUAACAAUUUUGCCACAAUACGCAUGAAAUACGAUUUAAAACGAACGUAUAACUAUACCUCGAGCGAAAAUAUGAAUAAACUUUGACUUUACGACCGAAAUCUCUUCAUCUGUAAAUUUGGCUACUAACUUCUGGUCGAAAUCGUAUUUUCAGGUAGUUAUAUCACACACAGGAUAAGCAUUAAAUAUAUGAAUGUCAAAGUAUUGAAAGGUUCAAAUUAUUGUGUUUCACGUAUAUAGCCAUUAAAUAAUUUUGCACUGGCAUAUUAAGGGAUGACAUAGGGGGUAUUUAAGGAUUAUAUAUUCUAAUUUGAUUAAAGAGAUAAGGCAAUAGAAAGACACAAAAACCUAGCAAGCUAUGUUUGGCAUAUUUAUUACUAUCCAGAGGGUGGGUAAGGGGGGAGGGGGGGUUUGGAUCACGUUUCACAACGAAAAAAAAGCCGUUUCACGAUUCACGUGUCUUAAAAAAGCAAUUUCACGGAAAACUAGAUUCUAAUAAAAUAAUAUAAUAAUAAUAGGUUUAUUUAGAGUAUGUUUAAUGCAUGGUACAGUUUCUACGCUUUACGUUCUGUCACUUCUCUAUCUAUCAGUUAAUAACUACACCAUAACUUAGAAUUUUGAGUGACGAGUAUGUUCGACGACCUCCGACUAGCCUCCGAAGUUUUUACUCUUGUGCAAUCGAGUGAGAUCAUAUAAAUUGAUCAUCGCGUAUCAUGUCUAUUAUGACUAUUAUAAAAUAGAUCAACAAAGCAAAAUCACAGUUCACGAAACAGACAUCCUUCUUAUUUCACGGAGCAUUUUUAUCGACAAUCACGCCUCACGACUGUUGAACAAAUCACAUUUCACGAUACUAAAAUCAAGCAUUUCACAUUUCACGCGAACAAAUAUAUAUUGACCAUUCACGGCUCACGAAAAUACCCUUUCCCACCCUCUUCUAUACAUGCAGUUUUGUACUACGUAAGUAACGUGGAACUCUUCAGAUAAAAUUUAUGAUUAUAAAUAAUGAUUUUAUUUUUUAUUUUUUUUAUUACUAUACAUUUUCGUACCACGUAAAUAACGUGGCACUCUUCAGAUAAAAUUUAUGAUUUUUAUUAAUGAUUUUAUCUGAAGAGUGCCACGUUAUUUACGUGGUACGAAACUGUAUAGUAAUAAACUAAACAAAGUUUGCUAAGCUUUUGUGUCUUUCUAUUAUGCUCUGGUUAUACAUUGAGCACUCUAUCAUUGGUUUUAUAACACAACACAAACUAUUUUGUAUAUAUGAGAGAAAUAACGUCAAUACAGAUUGCACUCAAUUAUAAAUAUUCGCUGCGUUUCAGAAAUUUGUCCAGUGAAAUUUGAGCGUCUGGGUUGCUAUAAAGACAGACACCACCCAUUGAUGCGCCCAUUGAAUGAAUACAUUCUGACAGAUCGAGAUAGGAGACAUCCUGCAUUCAGUGGUAGAGUUAUUGACUGGCAAAACUUUGAUACCUACUUGCCCGACCUCGCAUGCCGGUGUGCAAUGAAGACUGUCGAGAAAGGAUGGAAUACUUUUGGUGUCCAGUAUUAUGGUAAGAACAUGAACCAUGCUCGGUGAAAGAAACAUGGUAAUGAGCGAUUAGUGGCGAAAAAAAUUUACAUCAGGGGUUCUGCUACGCCCGAAUCAAGCAAAAAUAGGAUCGUCUUAGACGAAGUGAGAAGAGUUGUUGAACAAUAUUCCCCGAGCCAACGGCGCGGAGCGUCGUUCCGGGCGUAAGCCCGGGGCGAGGGUCCUAAUUCCGCCCGGCUAUUUACACCCGGGGGAACGAAAGCAUUAGCGAUCAUGAGGUUGAAUUUUACCUAAAAUUGAAACUUAUAUUACGUAUAAUAACAUAUACUUAACAUAUAUAUGUUUGGGGAAUUGAAAUUAAUUUAAAAGUGAUAUUUUUAGGGGAUUUUUCAUUUGUAAAAAUAUUCUUAACAAAAUUAUCGUGUUACCAUGACAACUACUUUAAAUACUCCAUGUUCGAAAAAUACAAUGGUUUUGUCAGCAAGGCGAGGGGUUUCUGGACGCAUGUAUUUUCUAGUAAUAGCUUUUCUUGUCGUUAGUGGUUUGGACAGUUAUUUCCGUCUAAAGGUUAUCGCGUUUGUAUGUGGAUAGGUCUGUCUGUACGUCUGUUUAUUUGUCUGUGUUUAUAAAGUUUGGAUGAAAAUUGGAUGAAGAAUGUUGGCCGAAGGUAUAUGCGGCUCCGAGUGCCUUCUAGUUAUUUAAUUAGGUUGCAGUCACACUAGUGCUUGAAGAUUACCACCGGAUUAGCGUGCAUGCUUGCUUGAACACAUGCAUAUCCAAGCUCAUGCUAGAAUGUAAGCCAAGCACGUCGUGGUCACACUCAAGAAACCAACGUUUGCCAUGCUUGCUCUCGUUGACAGCUAGUUAGAUAAAAAUUAAACUUGAAGUUAUCUAAUAAUCUAAAGUCUAUUAUAUUAAAGUCAACGAAUAUAUUAUUCUUGUGAUUUCGUAACUGUAAGUUUAGAAAAUUUUUAGGCAAUAUAGAAGCUAUAUAGAGAAUGUGUCUUUGUCUUUAGUUCAGGCGUAAAUCAAUCGAUUGAUCGUUAUUCGUGCAUAAUCAUAUUAUAUGUACUAAAUUGGGAAUAGGGAUGUUAACUUCGAAAUUUUGAAUUUGGUUUUGCGUCAGGUUUCCAUAUAGGCUACAGAAAUGCCGUUUAUUCAUCAGUCGACUUUUCACUGCUUAGCGCGUUGUUGUAGCGCGCUGGAAGGUGAUGUGUUGAGCGAUUCAAGUAUUUAGAUCAAGCAUGCGAGCACAACUUUAGCGCAAAAAUUAUAGUCACUAAGUUUGUUGGAUAGUUAGUUUAUCUGCAGUGAUUGAUGGAUAGUUAUAGGUUACCUACAGACUACAGAGUUUGUUGAAUAGUUAGUUUAUCUACAGGAAAUGAUUAUCAACAGGUAUUUAGUUAGUUAGUGUGUGCUAGUUAGUCUGUCAAUAAUAUAGUUAGUUAUAAAUGAAAUUACAUUCUAAAUAUAACUCAAUUCCAGGAGAAUGUUGGUCAGGAAAGGAAGGCGAUGUGACUUAUUAUAGGGAUGGAAAAACCUCAACAUGCGUGAACAAAUGUUAUGAACAAUGCCAUAAUUAUGAUCCAUUUUGUACUGGAAUGGGAUUUACAAAUUUUGUUUAUCGUAUUACUACAACAG